This is a messenger RNA of Drosophila serrata, 1912 nucleotides long. It is a transcript of the gene spo, whose product is annotated as spook. The record is from RefSeq and is a predicted model, not a curated record. Lineage: Eukaryota; Metazoa; Arthropoda; Insecta; Diptera; Drosophilidae. Gene Ontology annotation, molecular function: heme binding; monooxygenase activity; oxidoreductase activity, acting on paired donors, with incorporation or reduction of molecular oxygen.
CUAAGCGAAAAUGUUCGCGACUGUAACUGCUGUGGCUUAUACCGUUUUAGGCAUUUUAAUAAGUGUGGUCAUUACGUCUUACGUGCGCAUUUUUUAUGGUGCCCAACGGCGGGUUAAUCAAUCCCAUUCCAUGGGACAAUCAAAUCAAAUGGUGAAGAAAUACAGCCAAGCUCCAGGACCACGUCCUUGGCCCAUCAUUGGCAACCUUCAUCUGUUGGAUCGUUACAGGGACACUCCAUUUGCGGGCUUCACGGAGUUGUCCAAGCAAUUUGGUGACAUUUAUUCGCUAACCUUUGGGCAUACCCGCUGCCUGGUGGUUAACAAUCUGGAGCUAAUCCGUGAGGUCUUAAACCAGAAUGGCAAAGUGAUGAGUGGACGUCCGGAUUUUCUGCGAUAUCAUAAACUCUUCGGUGGUGAGCGGAGUAAUUCUUUGGCUCUCUGCGAUUGGUCGCAACUCCAGCAGAAGCGAAGGAAUCUUGCACGUCGCCACUGUUCGCCAAGGGAAUCCUCCUCGUUCUAUGUGAAAAUGUCCGAAAUCGGUUGUGCCGAAAUGGAGCAUUGGAAUCAGGAGCUAAGGGAACAGCUUGUUGCUGGAGAACCCUUGGAAAUCAAGUCACUAAUCCUCAAGGCAUGUGCCAAUAUGUUCAGUCAGUAUAUGUGCUCCCUGAGAUUUGAUUACCAGGAUAAAGAGUUCCAACAGAUUGUCCAGUACUUUGACGAGAUCUUUUGGGAGAUUAACCAAGGACAUCCUUUGGAUUUCCUACCCUGGCUAUAUCCCUUCUAUCAGCGGCAUCUCAACAAGAUUACCAACUGGUCCACGACCAUCCGGAAGUUCAUAUUGGAUCGUAUCAUUUGCCACAGGGAACUGAACAUUGAUUUGGAUGAACCGGAUAGGGAUUUCACGGAUGCCUUGCUCAAGAGCAUCGUUGAGGAUAAGGAGGUCUCACGGAAUACCAUAAUCUUCAUGCUGGAGGAUUUUGUUGGUGGCCAUUCGGCUGUGGGAAAUCUCGUAAUGCUAGUGCUGGCCUAUAUAGCCAGGGAUCAGGAUAUAGGCAAGAGAAUCCAGGAGGAAAUUGAUGGUCUAACUUCGGAGGAGAAGCAACACAUCAGUUUAAUGGAUAUGAACGAAAUGCCUUUUACAAUGGCCACUAUAUUCGAAGUGCUCCGGUAUUCCUCCUCACCCAUUGUACCCCAUGUAACCACCGAGGAUGCAGUGAUCUCUGGCUAUGGUGUAACCAAGGGCACUCUGGUCUUUAUCAACAAUUAUGUGCUUAAUACCAGCGAAAAGAACUGGGUCAAUCCUCAAGAGUUUAAUCCACAAAGAUUUCUAGAGAAAUCUCACAGAAAAAGUUCCACAAAGGGUUCAGGUUCGGAUUCGGGCUUCGAAAGUGAUACGGAGAAACUUCAGCUAAGGAAGAAUAUUCCACACUUUCUACCCUUUAGCAUUGGCAAAAGGACCUGUAUUGGCCAGAAUCUAGUGCGGGGAUUUGGUUUCCUCAUUCUGGCCAACAUUCUACAGCGAUAUGAUGUUAGCAGUCAUGAUCCAACCACGAUUAAGAUAAGUCCAGAGAGCCUGGCCCUGCCAGCCAAGUGUUUUCCUUUGGUUCUGACACCCAGGGCAAAGGUCUAAGAUAUAAUAUUACAUAAAAUUUUUCAAUUAAUUUAAGGAAAAAAACAAAUCGUCCAUUCAUUCACUUAUAAUUAAGUUUAAGAAGCUGUCGCUAUAUCAAAUUGAUAUUGAUUUUUUACAAAAUGUUCAUCGAGAAAGUAGAACGAAAUAGUUAAACUAUUUGAAAUGGAAUAAAAGUGAAAUUAUAUACUUUUUUAUGGACUCAAAAGACAUUAUGUAUUUUGUAAACACAUCUCACAUUCACACGCAACACUCAACACACACAUACAAUUCUUGUAAUAU